This is a messenger RNA of Bipolaris zeicola 26-R-13, 1779 nucleotides long. RefSeq lists its product as uncharacterized. Gene Ontology annotation, biological process: protein localization to vacuole. Gene Ontology annotation, cellular component: vacuolar membrane. Bases 1 to 1779 code for a protein of 592 amino acids. The transcript is spliced from 2 exons. The record is from RefSeq and is a predicted model, not a curated record. Lineage: Eukaryota; Fungi; Ascomycota; Dothideomycetes; Pleosporales; Pleosporaceae.
AUGGCUCUCAUCCAGACGAGUCUCAUCUGGGUGGCCUACGCCGUCGCCGUGGGCCUCCUCUUCCUCAUCGCGUCCACCUUCGUCUACGUCUAUCAGAAGCCGCGCGAUCGCGCUGCCGCUGUCACCAUUGUCUGCAUCUUCACUACGCUUGCCCUGCUCGCUACGGUCCUGCUGAUCCCCGUUGACGUCGCUCUCGUCUCGUCCACGUCCCGCUCCAGCCUAGGCCGCAAGAAGGACUGGGCCACACCGGACAAGGUCGACAGCAUUCUCUACACUCUGCGCAUUGUCUACUACUCGCUCUACUCUCUUGACGCUGUUCUCUGCCUACUUGUGAUUCCCUUUACCUACUUCUGGUAUGAGGAAUACGACGAGGAUGCUGCCGAGCACGGAGAGCAGACUGCCGGCCAGCGCAUUGGCGGCGCCAUCAAGUGGACGCUUGGUUUCCUUGUCUUUGUCGUCGCCAUCUUCCUCGUAGGCUUCUUCGUACCCUUUGCAAAGCAGGCCAAGGACGACAAGCGCCUCGAUCUUGACUACUUCAAGCACCUCCUGUCUGAGAACCAUGGCGAGCGCGCUCUAUCCUUUGCCCUCGGCCUACUCAUCACAGUCGGAACCGUACUCUAUGUGCUCUACACAGGCUCCGGUAUGGCGCUACUGCCUGUUGCUAUGAUCAAGUCGGCACCUUCCAUCUCGGCCCCCACCCUUGCCGCGAACACUGCUUCUCAACUAGAGUCCAACCGUGAGCGCCAGAGGCAGCUUGAAGGCCGCAGCCAGGGCCGUGAGGGUGGAUUGGAUAGCAGGGACAGGCGCGAGCUUGAAGCCCUUGUUCGCGAAGAGCGCACUCUGAUCCGCCGCGAACGCCUGGCUGCUGAGUCCAGUGGUGAGGCCCGCCAUUGGAUUGUCAAGGCUUGGAUUAGGACAGAGGCCUUUUUCCGUCCGCUCAAGCUCCUUGGCGGCCUCAUCCUCCUCGUCUUUGCCCUUGUCAUUUUCGCUAGUAUGUUCAUCACUGGCAUUGACAAGGCCAAGAACUCCAUCUGCGGUGCUCACUGCGGAUACAUCCUCGGCCACAUCAACAUCUUCCAGCCUCUCAACUGGAUUCUUGUCAAGUCUUCCAAGGUCUUCCCUAUCGACUAUGUUCUGUUCUUGCUCCUUGUCCUCUUCUUCUUCUCCGCCUCUGUUGUCGGAAUCGCUACGGUCGGCAUCCGCUUCCUCUGGAUCACCAUUUUCAAGAUUCGCAAGGGCCACACUUCACCUCAAGCUCUCCUUAUGGCUACUGUGCUCCUUACGCUCAUUGUUCUCGCCAUCAACUAUUCCGUCGCCAUGGUCGUUGCUCCUCAGUACGCCACCUGGGGCCCACAAACCUACUGCGACAUGAAGACCAACAGCCUUGACGAGCAACCCGACUGCGCCGAGCACAAGGACCUCAUCAAGCCCUGCAGCGAACUUGCUACCAACCCCUCAGCCCAGCAGGUCUGCACCCCCUCUGUCCUUAGCACCUUUAUUAACCGCGUCACGAUCAAUUUCCCCUUCUUCGGUGUCGUUCUCUUUUGGGCUCAAUUCGCCUUCUUGGGCAUCUACCUCAUUGUCUUUGUCACUACGCUGUUCAGGGCACCCACCCUCGACCAGGAGCAAAUUGAUCGCGACCUCGAGGAGGAAGAGGAAGAAGGUCUACUUGCAAGCACCGGCCGCAGGUUCGGUGCUGCAUGGGGUGAUGCUACUGGUCGCGCUAGCAAACCUACGACUGCGUAUGGCGCUACUAGCGCAAGGAAUGCGGAAGAUUAG